This is a messenger RNA of Carassius carassius (crucian carp), 1567 nucleotides long. Its product is annotated as protein NATD1. The transcript is spliced from 3 exons. The coding region runs from base 186 to 518 and encodes 110 amino acids. NCBI's taxonomy places the organism in Eukaryota, Metazoa, Chordata, Actinopteri, Cypriniformes, Cyprinidae. The record is from RefSeq and is a predicted model, not a curated record.
CGUCCGUCCUCAUUGGUCAGCGGCGAGCACGUGACCUCACAGCUGAUUUCCGUGGACGGCGUGUUUUUCGUAGGAUCAGAUGUUCGUCCUCACCUCGGCGAGGCAUGAAUGCGCCUCUCAUCGCAGUGGACUCAGCCGUGGCACGCUGACACACAGCUCCCCCAGACAGCAGACACACAGUCGUUAUGGCCCAGGCUGCACAGAUGAGCGUCCUCGACAUCAACAGUCCUCUCCGAGUGGAGCACGACAAGAAAAGACGACAAUUCAGCAUCCGACUGAACGGGUCCCAUGACAAGGCUGUUCUGCUGUAUGAGUAUGUGGGGAAGAAGACCGUGGAUCUGCAGCACACUGAGGUUCCUGAAGCUUACCGGGGACGAGAGAUCGCCAAACACCUGGCCAAGGCUGCAAUGGACUUUGUGGUGGAGGAGGACCUGAAAGCCCAUUUGACCUGCUGGUACAUCCAGAAAUACGUCAAAGAAAACCCUCUCCCCCAUUACUUGGAGCACGUCCUCCACUGAGAGCCAGAAAUGGGGACCAUCUCCAUUCUAAUAGGAUGAUUUGGGAUUGGGUGGGUUGGAUAUCUUUUGGGAUUCCCUAAUCUGUCUGACUGGUCUUGAAACUCCACAAAAGAAAGAGAUUUGUUUUUUAUUUGUGAUUUUAGAAGCGGGGAGAUCUGAAACUACAAAACGUUUUCUUGGGGAAAGAUAAGAGUGUGGACUUUGAGGUGGGCUAGUUUCCCAAUGACUCAAGCAGACUUUCGAGCCAAUCCAGAAAAGUGAGAGGAUUAUGACACUCGUUAUGAACUCAAAAUAUGAACUGUUUGAUAUGAUCAGAAGGGUGAUGUUAGACUCCAUAUGCCUCUCUGGUCCUACGCCUUCAGAUUAAGUGGUGCUCUUGAGAGAAAUACACACACGUACUUGAGUUCCCACAUGCACAGAGCGUGCACACUCAGCCUGGUGUGAAGUUUUAGGGGCAUCACAAUCUAACCAUCCGUUUCAUUCUGUGCAUGUUCUAGGCUGAUCUUGUGCUGCUGCAUGUGUGUAUCUGUGUAUUCUUUGGCCAGUGAAGAGCUAAGACUAGUGACAAUCGCCUGCCCAUAUACUCACAGGGCUGAACCUCUCAGGAUGCACACUUUAUAAAAACAACAUAAAGCACCUCUGCAUAGAGGAUUCUGUUACAGAUGGUUGGGUGUGUGUGUGUGUGUGUGUUGAAUAACCAGAUAUGAGUGUAUGAAUGUCAGUGUAUGUUAGUUACUCCCAAAAUUCCCAGGGGUCUUAUUUGAAGUCAGUUGAUGAAUUGCCUUAAGCAAGAUCUAAGCAAGGUUGUUUGCAGGGUAGGCAGCACACGGAGCAGACCAUCAUGCCAUGUUCUGUACUGACACCAUUGAUGAACGUUGUAUUCCUUGUGAUGAUAAUGAAGGUUAUCUUUUUCAAGUAAAACAACUGGGCUCUGUUAUGUCAAUUUGUGAUGUAACAGACUAAAGAUGCCUGAAUUUCAUCUGUUUUUACACAUUUAUGUACUCUUAAUAUUACUAUUAAUGAUUUUUGAAUAAAAAAUUAAGAUAAAA